AUGGGCAAAUCACAUUUCGGAGAUGAUGCUGGCCGAGUGUGCACCCCGAUUCCUGAAGAACGACUUCGGCGACUCGCUCCUCGUCGUGAUCUCCGACCCUCUCUGGCAGAGGCGCACGCGGCGGAGCGGGGGGCGGAGGUGGCCCUGGCUCUCAAGGAGGCCGCCGAGGCGAAUCGCACCUACUUGGCCGCGGAGGUCCGCCGGCGGCGGACUGAGCUGGCGGGCGAGGCGCGCGAGCUGCGGCGGAGGAGUCGCGUCGCCGAGCCCCCCCGCCUCUUCUGGCGGGCUGCCGGCUUGCGCUUGGGACCAAAUAGCGGGGCUGCUUGUCGGCGCGGGGCGUCGUCGACUCGGCCGAUCAGCUGA
Prorocentrum cordatum is the source of this 363-nucleotide messenger RNA. NCBI's taxonomy places the organism in Eukaryota, Dinophyceae, Prorocentrales, Prorocentraceae. The record is from the annotation of a GenBank genome assembly.